UGUUCCAGAUACUUUCUGAAACACUGGCACGUGUCGGAAAGACGUUUUAUAAAGUGGUCACGUAACUACAUAUUCUUGUGUGUUUUCCAUCAUGAGUCAACAGUCUAAGAAGGAUUUAGAUGUUACGAAUUGCAGCCGUGGGCUGUGGCUGGUCAAGGUACCUAAAUAUUUGGGGGACAAAUGGGCAAACUGUGCUGGCCAUGACGUUGGGAAGCUUAAGAUUACCAGGGUUCCUGGUGAACGUCCAACAAUAACCUUUAAGUCAAGCGAACACACCAUGAAGGACGGCAAAAUUCCUCGGGAGCACAAGGUAAUCUCUCAUAGUCUUAAGGAAAUGACACUCGGAGUUCUUUCUCAACCAGAUCCUGGCAGUAGCUCGGCUGCUGCAGCUCCCGAGACACAGCAAUUGUACUUGGAGGGACAAGUCAUCCACAAACUAGAAUGUCAGCCUGUAGUGGACGACUACUAUAUCAAUCAGAAAAAGGAAGCUGUGAAGAAAGCUGCCAAGCCUCUUCGCACGGUAAAGCUUAUUGACAGACCCUUGAAUGUCUAUAAGCCUAUAUCACAUCAUAAACAAAAUGUUCAUUUAGAACAGAAGAAGAAGGCAGCAGGCAAGAUGAUUCGUGAUGAUAAGGAUAAGGUCAUGGAGUUGUUGUUUGCUGCAUUUGAAAAGCAUCAGUAUUACAAUAUUAAGGAUCUCCACAAGAUUACCCGACAACCAAUCACAUAUCUAAAGGAGAUCCUGAAGGAACUAUGUGACUAUAAUGUUAAACAUCCACACAAAAAUAUGUGGGAACUCAAGCCUGAAAACCGUCAUUAUAAGACUGACGAAAAGGCUGUGGAAAAUUCAGUGAGUGAUUAG
Molecule: messenger RNA, 862 nt
Organism: Procambarus clarkii (red swamp crayfish)
Lineage: Eukaryota; Metazoa; Arthropoda; Malacostraca; Decapoda; Cambaridae
Product: general transcription factor IIF subunit 2-like
Biological process (GO): transcription by RNA polymerase II; transcription initiation at RNA polymerase II promoter
Cellular component (GO): transcription factor TFIIF complex
Source: RefSeq, a predicted model, not a curated record